AGGGAGGGGAGCGGGAUCCCGCUGAGGUCUCCCUGCCGCGCUGUGCGUGCGCGCGUGCGUGCGUGUGCAGGGGGCGGGACCCAGUUAGGGCAGUGACCCCAAGGUGCGUCGGGACGGAGAGUCGCACAGCGGAGUUUGGCCGGUCCAUCCGCAGAAUUGUCUUUCCCCAGUCCCAAAAGAGAGGGGCGAGAUGGACGGGCUCCUGACUCCCAGGGAGUCCGCAAAGUUCAUUGCGGAGCACAGUCGAGAUGUGUUCAUUGAAGGCGGGGGCGUGCGGAGGGUUGCGGAGCUGCUGCUCGCCAAGGCCUCGGGACCCGAGCUGAGCCUGGGAGGCUGGAAGGCCCUUCACGACCUGAACCCCAAGGCGGCCGACGAGGCGGCGGUCAACUGGGUAUUCGUUGCAGACACACUCAACUUCUCCUUCUGGUCGGAGCAUGAUGAGCGCAAAUGUCUGGUGGGGUACAGAGGGAGACCGUACAGUGGGUACUGGUCCCUGUGCGCCGCCAUCAACAGAGCCCUGGAUGAAGGGAUACCAAUAACUAGUGCUUCCUACUAUGCCACAGUGACCCUGGAUCAGGUUCGGCAUAUACUCCGUUCUGACACAGACGUUCCCAUGCCUUUGAUAGAGGAGAGGCAUCGGAUUCUCAAUGAAACUGGGAAAAUUUUGCUUGAGAAGUUUGAAGGCUCUUUCCUUAAUUGUGUCAAAAAAAGUGAAAAAAGUGCACAGAAGUUAAUGCAUCUGGUAGUUGAAAACUUUCCCUCUUACAGAGAUGUGACUGAGUUUGAGGGGAAAAGAAUUUCUUUUUACAAACGGGCCCAAAUCCUCGUGGCAGAUACGUGGAGUGUGUUAGAGGGAAAGGGAGAUGGCUGCUUUAAGGACAUCUCCAGUAUUACCAUGUUUGCUGACUACAGAUUACCUCAGGUUCUUGCUCACCUGGGAGCCCUGAAAUACUCUAAAGAACUACUGGAGAAGCUCCUCAAAGGAGAAAUGCUCUCAUAUGGGAGUAGGCAAGAGGUGGAAAUCAGAGGAUGCUCACUUUGGUGUGUUGAGCUGAUCCGGGAUUGUCUUCUGGAGCUUAUUGAAAAAAAGGGUGAAAAAACUAGUGGAGAGAUCAAUUCCAUUCUUCUGGAUUAUUACUUAUGGGACUAUGCCCGUGAUCACAGGGAAGAUAUGAAAGGAAUUCCAUUUCAUCGAACACGUUGCAUAUAUUACUGACCCAAAGUGUAAACUGAUCCAAAGAAAACUGCUUGCAUUUUUAUAUCACAUAAUCAUAUAUACAAUUUCACCUUGAUAUAAAGAGAAGGUGGUGGGGUUACAGCAACAAGAACACUGAUUACCCAGUCUCACUUAAAAAAUUUCUCCUGACGUAUCACUCUGUAUUCCCAAAUUUAUUCUUUAUCUGCUUGUUUAGUUUUGACUCUAUUUUCCCUUUUUAUGGACACAUGACAGAAAUAGUGAAGAAACUUUAAUGCUUUAAAUCUCAUAUUUCUUAAAAUUAAUCAUGUCUUAUAAUUAAUCUUCAGUGACUAUUUCAUCUAUGCAAUUGGUAUCUUUUCUCAAGGUGUAAUUUUCUGUAUCCUUUAGUCAUAGGAUAUGAGAGGGGGUUGGGUAGGGUCUUUGCUCUAUAAAUGCUGCUGCUCUUAUAAGAAAAUCAAUCUUGAUUUUUCAACUUUUUAUUGGUAAUGACAGUGGGUUUUAUACAUAAUGAUUUCAAAUUACAAUAUCAGUCUGUCUAGUUUUUUGUUUUUCUUUAGGGUAUGUAACUACAUUGAAAUUGAAUAAACAUUUUAAAAACUUUUCUUAAA
Messenger RNA from Miniopterus natalensis, 1806 nucleotides. RefSeq names its product Q-nucleotide N-glycosylase 1 (gene QNG1). The record is from RefSeq and is a predicted model, not a curated record. NCBI's taxonomy places the organism in Eukaryota, Metazoa, Chordata, Mammalia, Chiroptera, Miniopteridae.